Molecule: messenger RNA, 6001 nt
Organism: Lagenorhynchus albirostris (white-beaked dolphin)
Lineage: Eukaryota; Metazoa; Chordata; Mammalia; Artiodactyla; Delphinidae
Gene: EPB41L4B
Product: erythrocyte membrane protein band 4.1 like 4B
Exons: 25
Coding region: 46-2631 (861 amino acids)
Cellular component (GO): cytoskeleton
Molecular function (GO): cytoskeletal protein binding
Source: RefSeq, a predicted model, not a curated record
CGGCGGCGGCGCAGGGGGCGGAGGCAGGGGACGCCCCCAGCCAGGAUGCUGCGGUUCCUGCGCCGGACCUUUGGCCGCCGCUCCAUGCAGCGCUACGCGCGGGGCGCGGCAGGGCGCGGGACCGCCGGCCUGGGGGACGAGCGCGACGGGGGUCCGCGGGGGGGCCCGGCCGCCGCCGCCGUGUCCACGCUGCCCGCCGCGCCCGGGGGCAGUGUGUUCCCGGCCGGCGGCGGGCCCCUGCUCAUGGGCUGCGCGGCCGUGCACAUCUCCGCCGCCGGGGCCUCCAAGACCACCCUCUACUGCCGCGUCUUCCUGCUCGACGGGACCGAAGUGAGCGUGGACCUGCCGAAACAUGCCAAAGGCCAGGAUUUGUUUGAUCAGAUUGUGUACCACUUGGACCUGGUGGAAACAGAUUACUUUGGCCUCCAGUUCCUUGACUCUGCCCAGGCUGCGCACUGGCUGGAUCAUUCCAAACCCAUAAAAAAGCAGAUGAAAAUUGGACCUGCUUAUGCUUUGCACUUUCGAGUUAAAUAUUAUUCUUCAGAACCGAACAACCUUCGUGAAGAGUUUACAAGGUACCUGUUUGUUUUACAACUCAGGCAUGACAUUCUUUCAGGAAAGUUGAAAUGCCCAUAUGAAACAGCUGUGGAGUUAGCCGCUCUCUGCCUACAAGCCGAGCUUGGGGAGUGCGAGCUUCCAGAACAUACACCAGAGCUUGUGUCUGAGUUUCGGUUCAUUCCAAAUCAGACAGAAGCGAUGGAAUUUGAUAUCUUCCAGAGAUGGAAAGAGUGCAGGGGAAAGAGCCCUGCCCAGGCGGAACUCUCCUAUCUGAAUAAAGCGAAGUGGCUGGAAAUGUAUGGGGUAGACAUGCACGUUGUCAGGGGAAGAGAUGGCUGUGAAUAUUCUCUUGGACUGACCCCGACAGGCAUUUUAAUCUUUGAAGGAGCUAACAAAAUAGGCUUAUUCUUUUGGCCCAAAAUUACCAAAAUGGAUUUUAAAAAGAGCAAAUUGACGCUGGUGGUGGUGGAGGACGAUGACCAGGGCCGGGAACAGGAGCACACGUUCGUGUUCCGCCUGGACAGCGCCCGGACCUGCAAGCAUCUGUGGAAGUGCGCCGUGGAGCACCAUGCCUUCUUCCGGCUGCGGACGCCGGGAAACAGCAAGUCCAACAGAUCGGACUUUAUCCGACUGGGCUCUCGCUUCAGGUUCAGUGGCCGGACGGAAUACCAGGCUACACAUGGCGCCAGGUUACGGAGAACCAGCACCUUCGAGAGGAAGCCUAGUAAACGCUAUCCGUCCCGGAGACAUUCGACAUUCAAAGCAAGCAACCCGAUGAUAGCAGCUCAGUUCUGCUCUAAAACAAAUCCUGAAGUCCAUAAUUACCAGCCUCAGUAUCACCCCAAUCUUCACCCCAGCCAGCCUCGGUGGCACCCGCACUCUCCAAACAUCAGCUACCCGCUCCCUUCCCCAGGGCUCAGCAGUGCGGACCGGCUGCCUUUUGGCCUCGAGGAGAAUGGGGGCACACCGUUUGCCACCAAAGCUUCGGGAAGGCACCACCAUCACCACCACCAGCACCAGCACCACACUAACUAUGGCCUCUCGCUGACCCUGGAGAACAAGGAGGGGCCUUUGAGGUCCCCAAACUCCAGCAGUAAAUCGCUUACAAAACUGAGUCCAGGAACACCUGCCCUGUUCAGCGAAGCCGCUGCCCAUCUAAAGAAGCUGGAACUGGAAACUGUGAAGGCUGCUGGACCCUGGCCUGCUCUGCACAUCAACAUAAAUAAGGCUGAAGAAAAAAAGGUUUCUGAGAAGACUCUUCAGACCCCACUUUUGCCUUCCCCCGUGGCUGAUCACGUUAAGUGUAACAUUUUAAAAGCCCAGCUGGAGAAUGCUUCCCGAGCGAGCGCCCAGGUUGGAAAAGAGGAAUCAACGUUUGUAAAUAUCAAUAAGAAAUCCAGUCUUCAGGACGCUAACGUAAGAAGUCCUAUUCCUAUACGUGUGGAAACUACCCAACCAGCUGCGGAAAAGCCGGAAAUCAAGCCUCCCCGAGUGCGGAAGUUAACGAGACAAUACAGCUUUAACCGCAGUGAUGAAGACGACCUCCCUCCAGACCUGGCCGAGGCAGCGGGAGCGACCACAACUCCAGCCAUGGCCACCACCAUGGCCACCACCACACAAGUCUCAGUGCCGCUGGCAUCCCCCAAGGUCCACAAACUCAGCUCGCCUCAGAAUUCAGAAGGCAAGGGCCAGCUGUCCCCAGGGGCCAAGAGCCCCUCUGACCGAGGAGGUGCCUUUACCUUGGAGCCGGGUGAUCUGCUGAUGGAUUUCACAGAAGCCACUCCUCUGAUAAAAACAUUCCCGGCUGAUACAGUGACCCCUUUUCCUGAUCCUUUCAUAACAGGGCCACAGUUUACCGCAGACUUUAGAGACAGUAAAUUACAGUGCUGUCCUGGCCAGUCUUCCCCACUGAUUCCAGCAGCAACCCUGAGGCCUUUGACAGAGACCGUCUCCACAGUGCAGACCAUCUACACCAUUCGGAAGCCUGUUUCUCCAGUGGCCAGUGCAGAGACGCUCCGGCAGGAACUGGAGAGAGAGAAAAUGAUGAAAAGACUGUUGAUGACCGAACUGUGAAAUUCUCCCGUUGGUGCCUGGAGGAUGGCAUGGUGCCUUCUGUCCAUUUUCUUUCUUCGGGCUUUGUGUGAUCACUCUAGCACGACAUACAAAUGUGUGCUCUGUUGGCCCAGGUCUCUGUGGUUAGUCAAAGCCAACUUCUGGCUUGACUUCCAUCGGAAAAGAUAUUUUAUGUCUCCUGAGUAUUAGAGUUUUUCUGCUACUCAGUGUAGUUGAGACAGGAUUUGGUAAGCCUAGAAGAAAGAUGGGAAAACCAGGAUUCCUUUUCAGAAGUACCUGUGUGUAUAUAUUAAUAACCACAGGGGUUAAUAUGGCACGGAAUCCUUUGCUGUCAAUCUCAACCAUGUGAUUUUGUAUGAUUGACACUUGCACCAAGCUUUGACUGUUUGUUAGAGUCAUUUUUAAUGAGAGAAUAAUUCUUUACUGCUGGUUUUUCAUUUACACUGGUAAAUACACAGAUCUUAUAAAGUCUUUAACAUUCAUUUUUAUUCAGACACAAGUUGGUGAACUAAAAAAGGAAAGUUGCAGUCACCAGAGCUGAAGGUGCUUCAGCUUAAUCUGAAAUACAAUUUAACUUGUGAACUUACGGUAUAUGAUAUUAUUGGGGAUAUAUAAAGUUUAUUAUUGAACCCAAAGUAAGACAUUAUAGUUUAAAUUGUCUAAAAAUCCUUACAAAGUGACUUGAUAUCAGGAUUCAUUUGGGUGUUCCAUAAAGGAAAAUUAUUUCUAAAGUUGAUCAACUCAUGUCCUGUUGAUAGAAACUUGACCAGAAGAAACUUUGCUCUCUUUUUAUAUAGUUUCAAGAAAUGUGUUUUUAAAUUUUUAUUAUGCACUUGAACAACUUUGCAGGAAUAAUUAAGAACCCCCUAACCACAGACUAGCCCUCUGAAAUAUUUCCCAUGCUUUCUCAAUGAAUAUGCACACAUUUUUACAUCAGUAUGGUCAGUGUGUACAUGGUCUUUGAGUACUUCCAUCUAACACACAGCUCCCCUUUUCAACACUGAUCCUGCUCUCACCAAUUUUGAUUUCUUUGUAUCCAUGUAACAUGAUUAACCUCACUUCUUGCCAUUACUAGAUAUUUGAGUUAUAUCUAACUUUUCACUCUUAUAAAUAGUGCUGCUAUGAAUGUCUUUGUAAAAAAUGUUCCUUCUUUUUGAUUCUCCCCUUGGGAAUAUCUCCAAAGAGAGAUUACAAGGUCAAAGAGCAUGAGGUAUUUUAUAGCUCUUGUUUCAUAUUGCCAGAUUGCUUUCUAGAAAGAUCCAGUCUCUGGGUUGAAAAGACCUUAAAGGUCAUCAAGUUCAACCCCCCAUCCUCUCUGAAUGCUUGAAUCCCCUCUACAAUUUAUGAUGCCACCAGCAAUGUAUAAGCAUUUCUAUUUACCAAUAGUUCUGCCAGUAUUGGGUUGUGCCAUUUUUAUUUAUUUUUCCUAGUUUAAUAAGUGCGUAUAGUUGUUUCUUGAAAGGUGGUUUUAUUUCAUUAAUUGCUAGCAAGGCUGAGCACUUUUCCAUGUGGUGACUUACUAGCUGUAUUUCCUUGUGUGUAAAAUGUCCAUCCAUUUCUUAUGACCACUUAAGUGGAAUUGAUCUCGUAUAUUUGUAUCAGAACUGUAUUUUUAUGUUGUAUAAUUUGCUCUCCUGUCCCUAUCCUUAAACCUGAAUGGUGCCAAUAAUUUGAUACUAAUGAUUAUAAAAAAAAAGUAAUGCCUCAUUGACUAGCAUCGUUGUAAAAUGAGGUAAUGUACGCAAAUAUUCAGAUAACAGAGGAUUAACCCUUUAAGUGCUCAAUCUAUACAAUUUUAAUAUUUUUUUGAGGGAAAUCUUUCUAAAAUAUAUUACACACUUCCCUGCCUUAGUAAACAGAGUAUACUGGAGAGUAUUUAACCUUUUCUUGAUGAGUCAUGGUCAUCAUUACAAACAUCAGCCCCUUUUGUACCUUGGUGUGGUGCAGUGAUGUCAUCAAGCGCUAUCCAGAUGUACAGGGCUUGGCUUGCCUUUCACAGACUAACGCUUUUCUCAUUGAUGGUUUGCACUGCUGUCUGCUCUAUUGGUGAAGCUGUCUGGGGGCAAUUGUGGUAUUUGGGAACUUUUACCCCCCACCCCAAUACUACAUGACCCCGGCUGUACUCUUAAAACAGCUUUAGCCGUUCUUUAUGUUGUGUACACGAUACAAAAUGUGUUCCUGUACAGUACGGGGGAAAUAUCUGUUUCUGGGGUUGUCACCUCUUGCCAAUCCCUCCUCUUCUAACCUGCUGUCUCAGUCUUCUGCUCUUCACUUCCGGCUCUCUGAUGGAAACCUCCAGGGCAAAACUGAAGUUUUCUUGAGGAAGCCGGGAAACUCAGUGUUACAUACGUGUCAGGUUGGCUUUGCUUCCGAGGAGGGAUGCAUGGGCUUUUUGGCCAUUGUUCUCAGGAGGCUCUGAGCCUGCUGCUUCUUCCCCAUGUCCCCCUGGGUUCACAGAUGUUUCAGAAGGUUGAUGUCACUGGAAGUCUUAUCACAAACAAGUUGGCUGUUACUGUAUAUGAAAACCCAGUACCUUUGGCAGCUCAACCCUAACCAGUAAAAUCAAGAGGAUUCCAUUGUUUCAGCAGUUGUCCUGGUUAUUUGCCUACGUACAUGUAUGUUGGGUGCUUGGCAUUGUGACCUGAGAAGAUGACAUUGUGUUGGGUGGAUUCAUAGGGAUAAAAGUGAAUUGGUACAAUCACGUCGCCUUUUUUUAUAUACUUAAAACCAAAAUAACAGUACCAUACGGUCACACAACACAUCUUAUGUCCGGGGAGAAAAAUGAGCUUGCUGACAUAAUCAUUCCGGAGCAAGUGUUCCAGACUGUGAGCCACAGACUCCUGGUGGGUAUGGGGGUGAGGGUUAAUGCAAGUGGCCUGGGAAUCCUGCAACCCCAGGUUUGUGGAUUGUAGAUUGCAUAGGAGAUCCUUAUGUGUAAAGAGUUUAAAAAUGAGGUCCUAGAGCACUCAGAAGAUCCCACCUGAAUGUGCCCCAAGAAUACACUCCCAGAAUAGCACAAGAAUAUUCUGUUACCAUCUUUAUCUUUCUUUCAUCAUCUCAAAGAUCACAGCUUUUAAAAAACUUGAAAUUCACCCUGUUAACCAUUUUAAUGUAUAUAAUUCAGUAUUUUUAAGCAUAUUCAUAAUGUCAUACAAAUAUCACAACUAUCUAAUUACAGAACAUUUCCAUGAUUCCAGAAAGAAACUCCAUAUCUGUAGUCACUACCAAUUCUCCCCUCCCCCUAUCUUUUAGCAACCAAUAAUUUACUUUCUGUCUUUGGAUUUCUGUCUAUGGAUUUGCCAAUUCUGGACAUUUCAUAUAAAUGGAAUAACACAAUAUGUGGUCUUUUGUGACUGGCUUCUUUCACUUA